Messenger RNA from Vicia villosa (hairy vetch), 3291 nucleotides. RefSeq lists its product as uncharacterized. The coding region runs from base 1 to 3291 and encodes 1096 amino acids. Gene Ontology annotation, molecular function: DNA helicase activity. NCBI's taxonomy places the organism in Eukaryota, Viridiplantae, Streptophyta, Magnoliopsida, Fabales, Fabaceae. The record is from RefSeq and is a predicted model, not a curated record. Gene Ontology annotation, biological process: telomere maintenance; DNA repair. The transcript has 10 exons.
AUGCAUGGUGCCACUGCAUCUUCAAGCCAUACACCACAUCCAGUUUCCAAUAUCAACGAACUUUUCAAAGAUGUUAGUGAAGAUGAUGCAGGCUCCGGUAAUUCUUCAGAAACCUGCAAUUCAGUUUCCAACUAUUCAAUGGAUAAGCAUGACGUAAGUUUCGACACUGACAUUGAAGAAACUGAUCUACACAAUUCAGGAGAAUACUACGAUUUAGGUGACCCAUUAUUUGAGUGCCAGCGAUGUGGUGCAAAUAUGUGGUAUCUAGAGAGGAAGAAUAAGUGUCGACAUUCUGCUAAUCCUAAGUUCUCAAUGUGUUGUGGAGAAGGAAAGGUUCAAAUACCUUUGUUGAAAGCACCACCACCCGUAUUGCAGAGCCUGUUGUUCGACCAAAACAAAAGUGAAUCAAAAGUAUUUCAACAACAAAUUCGUCUUUACAAUAUGAUGUUCUCAUUUACUUCUCCAGGUGCUAAAAUGGACAACAGAUUUAACAAUGGUAGAAGUCCUCCUAAUUAUCGGAUUCAAGGUCAAUCAUGUCAUCGUAUAGGUAGCAUGUUACCAUUGCCAGGUGAAAAAGCAUGUUUUGCCCAACUCUAUAUAUUCGAUACUGAACAUGAAGUUCAUAAUAGAAUUGAUGGUUUCUGGAUGGCAAGGGAUAGACUUUCGGAAGGCAAUGUGGCAGAUUUAAAACUCUAUCUCAUUUCUGAGCGCCAAACUGAUGAAAGAAUAUAUAAUCAACCAACAGUUUUAGAAGUUGCUCCUCUUAUUGUUGGUGAUGUUGAUACUGCAGAAAAAAGAGAUAUUAUAGUGCAGAAACAAUGUGGCGAACUUCAGAGAAUAGAUGAAUAUCAUACGUCUUAUUUGGGAUUUCAAUAUCCAUUACUUUUCCCUUAUGGUAAAGAUGGUUACAGACCCAACAUAAGGCAUCGCAAUAAAGGUUCUGACACGGUUCGUAUUUCAGAAACAACGGCUUUAGUAGCGGAAAUUAAGGAUGUUCCAUGGGAGGAAGCAACAAAAAGAAAUAGACUUACAAUCAGAGAGUGGUUCGCCUUUAGGAUCGAGUCAAGAAAAAAUGAGGCACAAACAAUUCUCAUGUCUAGGAGAUUGUUCCAGCAGUUUCUGGUAGAUGGUUUUACGAUGAUGGAAUCUGAGAGACUUCGAUGUUAUGUUGGAUUUCCUGAUUUGCUUAUUACAUUCACAUGUAAUCCAAAUUGGCCGGAAAUACAACGUGUACUAAGUUCUGCUAAUCUGAAAGCGGUCGAUCGUCCGGAUCUCAUUACAAGAAUCUUCAAAAUGAAAUUUGAUGCGUUACUGUCCAAUUUGACCAAAAAGAGUAUCAUGGGGAAGGUUCUUGCGUAUAUGUAUACAAUUGAGUUCCAGAAAAGAGGCCUGCCCCAUGCUCACAUAUUAAUUUUCCUUCAUCCGUCAAGCAAGUAUCCAACGCCUGCUGACAUUGAUCGUCUCAUAUCAGUAGAAAUACCAAACAAAGACACUGACAAAGAUUUAUAUAACUUAGUUAAAUCUCACAUGAUACACGGACCUUGUGGAAAUGCUUUUCGUAAUUCUACGUGUAUGAAGGAAGGAAAAUGUUCAAAAUACUUCCUUAAAGACUUCAGAUGUGAUACGAUUGUUGAUCAAGAUGGAUAUCCGGUGUAUAGACGAAGGGACAACGGUCACACAAUCUCUAAGAAUGGAAUUGAGAUUGACAAUAGAUUUGUUGUUCCCUACAAUUCAAAGUUAUUGUUGAAGUACAUAGCUCAUAUUAACAUGGAAUGGUGCAAUCAAAGUACAUCCGUCAAAUAUUUGUUCAAAUACAUCAACAAAGGCUAUGAUAGAAUAACUACUGCAAUUGUCAUGAAUGAAGAUGGAUAUGUUGCGCAACAUGACGUCGUCGAUGAGAUAAAGCAGUAUAUUGAUUGUAGGUACGUUUCUCCGAGCGAAGCUGCUUGGAGAAUUUAUGCUUUUCCUAUUCAUGGAAGAAAACCAGCUGUAGAAAGACUUCAUUUUCAUGCUGAGGGACAAAAUUCUGUUUUCUAUACUGAUGUCAGCCCUAUUACCACAGUCCUUGAUAAACCGAGUGUUACGGAAUCAAUGUAUACAUCUUGGUUUGAAGCUAACAAGAAAUACGACGAAGCCCGCCAACUAACGUAUAACAAUUUUGUUUCGAAGUUUGUAUACGUAAAAAAAGAGUGGAAACCCAGACUAAAGGGAUACACAAUUGGUAGACUAAUUUGGGUUCCUCCAACUACCGGGGAAUUGUACUAUCUCAGGAUGAUGCUAACACAUGUUAAAGGACCGCAAAGUUAUGAUGAAAUAAAGAUAGUAAACAAUGUUAAGUACGAUACUUUCCGUGAUGCAUGUUUUGCUAUGGGAUUUAUUGGUGAUGAUCGAGAAUUCAUAUUUGCAAUAACAGAAGCAUUUCAGUGGGGUUCUGGUCAUUAUUUAAGAUUACUUUUUGUUCACAUGUUAUUGUCAAGUAGCAUUAAUAGGCCUAAGCAUCAAAGGAUUGCAAACAACAGAGGUUUGCGGCUAACAAAUGAAGAAAUUCUGAAUUUAACAUUGAUUGAAAUUGAAAAACUUCCUCGCCGAAGUCAUAAGAGUUUAAGUGAUUUCCCUGGAAUGCCAAAACCACAGAGUAACAUACUUGAGGAGCUUGGAAACAAUUUCAUAUAUGAAGAGCAAAACUACGAUCCUGCUGAACAACUUCAAGAGUUUAAUACGCUAUACAAUAACCUCACAGUUCUAAACAAUAAUAACAUCAAAUUGCGAGAAGAAGUGCAAAACGGAGGCGUAUUCUUUCUGUAUGGAUACAGCGGGACACGCAAAACAUACAUGUGGAGAACAUUAGCUUCUUACAUAAGAUCAAGAAGACAAAUAUGCUUGACAGUUGCCUCUUCAGGUAUUGCAUCCCUGUUGCUCCCUGGUGGUCGAACGACACAUUCUAAAUUUAAGAUUCCAAUUCCCACACUUGAAUCUUCGACAUGCGACAUUAACAAGGGUAGUGACAGGGGGGACUUGCUAAAAGUAUCAAAAUUGAUUAUUUGGGAUGAAGCUCCUAUGUGUCACAAAUUUUGUUUUGAAGCAUUGGAUAAAACCCUCAGAGACAUCAUGAGUGGAUCCAGGUCAUCAGAUAAAAUAUUUGGUGGUAAGGUUUUGAAACUUACAAAAAACAUGCGGCUUCAGCAAUCUGGGGCGACUACAUCAGCUUACGAGUUAGAACAGUUUUCAAAUUGGAUAUUAAAAGUUGGAGAUGGUAAACUAGCAGAACCUAACUGUAAUACGGUGAACUGA